Suillus fuscotomentosus is the source of this 276-nucleotide messenger RNA. RefSeq lists its product as uncharacterized. NCBI's taxonomy places the organism in Eukaryota, Fungi, Basidiomycota, Agaricomycetes, Boletales, Suillaceae. The coding region runs from base 1 to 276 and encodes 91 amino acids. The transcript has 2 exons. The record is from RefSeq and is a predicted model, not a curated record.
AUGGCCAUAGUCUCAGAUGAUCCCACUUGGUGGUCGACCAUCAAUGCAUAUACACUCGUUAGCAUCACAGAGGGAACCCCUUCUCCACGAUCACAGAAAGGCAAGGAAGGAUUGCUACCCUCCAAGUAUAAGCCACGCGACUCUGGCAUCGUCCUCAGCGACGACGAGUCGAUUCCCGCACGAAAUUCGGUGUUAAGUUCGAGCUCUAUUCACUCUGAUGAUGAUAACGGCGAUGAUCUGGACCGAGUCCUGCUGCUAAUUUCUGCCAAUCCCUAA